CCGGAACUAGCCGCGGCUCCUUUGGGAAGGCCGCGGCGCUUCUCCAGGAGUGGGGGCCUGAGCCGGCAGGCGCCCACACCCUGGCUGGACCAUGGCGCCCCCGCGGAACGUGGUGAAGAUUGCCGUCCAGAUGCGUGACGCCGUCCCGCAGCUCAUCCAGCUGGACCAGGCGAAGCCCCUUGGUGCUGUGCUGAAGGAGGUGUGCGACGCGUGGAGCCUGACUCACUCAGAGCGCUAUGCCCUGCAGUUUGCUGAUGGGCACAGGAAGUACAUCACCGAGAAUAACCGCACGGAGAUCAAGAACGGCAGCAUCCUGUGUCUCAGCACCGCCCCAGACCUUGAGGCUGAGCGGCUCUUGGGUGGGCUGCAGAGUGGGAGCCGUGAAGGGCGCCGGGAAGCACUGAGGCACCUCGUCUUGCUGGCCUCAGACAUGACCUUUGCCCAAGAGGUCAUCAGUCGUGACGGGCUUCAGAGAGUAGGCACCAUCAUUGAGGAUGGGGACGACCUAGGAGAGGUGCUGGCCCUUGGGCUGAGGGCCUUCCUGGAGCUCAUGGAGCACGGCGUGGUGUCCUGGGAGACGCUCAGCAUCCCCUUUGUCAGGAAGGUGGUAAGCUAUGUGAACAUUAACUUGAUGGACGCCUCGGUGCAGCCUCUGGCCCUUCGGCUGCUGGAGAGCGUGACUUUGAGCAGCCCUGCCCUGGGCCAGCUGGUCAAGAGUGAGGUGCCACUGGAUAGGCUGCUGGUGCACCUACAGGUGAUGAACCAGCAGCUGCAAACCAAGGCCAUGGCGCUGCUGACAGCCUUGCUGCAGGGGGCCAGCCCAGCUGAACGGAAACACAUGCUGGACUACCUGUGGCAGAGAAACUUCCGCCAGUUCAUCUACAAGAACAUCAUCCACAGUGCAGUGCCACUAGGUGACGAGAUGGCUCAUCACUUGUACGUACUGCAGGCCCUGACACUGGGGCUGCUGGAGCCGCGCAUGCACACGCCACUGGACCCCUACAGCCAGGAGCAGCGGGAACAGCUGCAGGCCCUGCGCCAGGCAGCCUUUGAGCCAGAGGGGGAGUCCCUGAGUGCCGACCGUCGUCGUUCCCUCUGUGCCCGGGAGUUCCGCAAGUUGGGCUUCACCAACAGCAACCCAGCACAAGAUCUGGAGCGUGUGCCUCCUGGCCUCCUAGCCCUGGAUAACAUGGUCUACUUCUCUAGACACGCACCCAGUGCCUACAGCCGGGUCAGUGAGAGGGCAGGGCGCCGACGGCAGCAUGCACACCUAGGUAGGGUCCCCUUGGGGUUAGCCUUGACUUUACCCCGUUCUCUGCUCCCACCACUCCAGUUCGUGUUGGAGAACAGCAGCCGUGAGGACAGGCACGAGUGCCCCUUCGCCCGGAGCAGCAUCCAGCUAACAGUGCUGCUGUGCGAGCUGCUCCGUGUUGGGGAGCCUUGUUCCGAGACAGCCCAGGACUUCUCGCCCAUGUUCUUCGGCCAGGACCAGAGCUUCCAUGAGCUUUUCUGCGUGGCCAUCCAGCUGCUGAAUAAGACCUGGAAGGAGAUGCGGGCUACACAGGAAGACUUUGACAAGGUCAUGCAGGUGGUGCGGGAGCAGCUAGCCCGCACACUGGCCCUGAAACCCACCUCCCUGGAGCUCUUCCGAACCAAGGUGAACGCACUCACCUACGGGGAGGUGCUGCGGCUGCGGCAGACAGAGCGGCUACAUCAGGAGGGCACUCUGGCUCCUCCCAUACUGGAGCUACGAGAGAAGCUGAAGCCAGAGCUCAUGGGCCUGAUCCGCCAGCAGCGUUUGCUCCGCCUCUGCGAGGGGACGCUUUUCCGCAAGAUCAGCAGCCGGCGGCGCCAGGACAAGCUGUGGUUCUGCUGCCUCUCCCCCAAUCACAAGGUGCUGCAGUAUGGGGACGUGGAAGAGGGCACCAGCCCACCCCCCGCAGAGAGCCUGCCUGAGCAGCUCCCUGUAGCUGACAUCAGGGGACUCCUGACAGGCAGGGACUGCCCCCAUGUCCGGGAGAAGGGCUCAGGGAAGCAGAACAAGGACCUCUAUGAGCUGGCUUUCUCAGUCAGCUAUGACCGUGAGGAGGAAGAGGCGUACCUCAACUUCAUUGCCCCCUCCAAACGGGAGUUCCACCUCUGGAUAGACGGGCUGAGUGCCCUUCUGGGCAGCCCCAUGGGCAGUGAGCAGACACGGCUGGACCUGGAGCAGCUUCUGACCAUGGAGACCAAGCUACGGUUGCUGGAGCUAGAGAACGUGCCCAUCCCAGAGCGGCCACCCCCCAUACCCCCGCCCCCCACCAACUUCAACUUCUGCUAUGACUGCAGCAUCACUGAACCUUGACAGUGAGGUUGGCCAAGGGCCCCAGCUGCCACCACCAUGGCAGCCAUGAAGGGUGGAGGGGAGAGAAAUGCAGGCACUCUGACCAGCAGAAACUGAAGCAGAAAUAAAGUCUGCUUGGCUCUCGGGUAUGCGCUGAGCCGGCUCUGAACCUUGUGGGCCACGCCUAUGACGGUGACAGUCUUCCCUUGUGCCUUCAGAUUUAGCAAACUUGGACAGCCACAGUUGAGGGGCAGGUGUUCUGGGGGUUGGGGACAGGAUGGGCUCCCUGAGUGCUCACAGAGAGGGGUGGCUUGCAGCCUGGAGGCACCAGUCAAGGGAGCCUCCAUGACUCAGGCAUCAAGCCGUCACUCCUGGGCCUGUCCGGGACUUGUGCUGGGGGAGGCUUCCACGUCCCCUGCCAUGUGGAGAAGCUAAGAGCUGGCUGACAGGCCAGGGGGCAGCCUGUGGAGCUCUGGGCCAGCUGUGAGGAAGAGCUUGUCCGUGGGCCCUCUUCAUGUGAUCCCUCAUCCUGG
Messenger RNA from Lepus europaeus (European hare), 2856 nucleotides. RefSeq names its product engulfment and cell motility 3 (gene ELMO3). The record is from RefSeq and is a predicted model, not a curated record. The transcript is spliced from 20 exons. Gene Ontology annotation, biological process: cell motility; actin filament organization. Lineage: Eukaryota; Metazoa; Chordata; Mammalia; Lagomorpha; Leporidae. Bases 92 to 2344 code for a protein of 750 amino acids.